Molecule: messenger RNA, 3584 nt
Organism: Linum trigynum
Lineage: Eukaryota; Viridiplantae; Streptophyta; Magnoliopsida; Malpighiales; Linaceae
Source: the annotation of a GenBank genome assembly
CUAAAACAAUAUAUAUCUUGUAUCCGGUAGCAAAGGCAACUCUUGUAGUUCUGCGGCGCAAGUUGCGUUUAAACUUUACACAAAUGAUUGAUUAAUUUUGUUAACAUUAAUAAGUAAGCCAAAACAGGGCAAGCAAACAGUAGCUGGGUUUGGAGACUUUCCAGUUUCCAUGAAACCUAAGGCGCCUACCGGUAAACAUAAAUUUAAAAACAACAAAACACAGAGCGGCAGAAACCGCAAUCCGCCAUGGUUUCCAUAACCGGUUUCACCCAUUUCUUCUUCUUCUUCUCUCUCAAGGAUGGCUGACAAGAGGAUACUUCCGCUCCACGGUCAACUGCCUUCCCACUUUCUCCCACCAUAUAAAUACAACCCCUUUCCCUCUCUUCAUCUCGCCACCAUCAACAAACACAACCAAAAGCGUUUUAUCAAUCCAUUUCACAGUUUCCAUAUUAAACUACUCAAAAGUUCCACAGAAACAGAGCCAUGUCGAGCACCAAGGGUCAAGUCAUUCGCUGCAAAGCUGCGGUCGCUUGGGAGGCAGGGAAGCCAUUAGUGAUCGAAGAAGUGGAAGUCGCACCUCCACAGGAGAAUGAAGUUCGCAUUAAGAUCCUCUUCACCUCACUCUGCCACACAGAUGUCUACUUCUGGGAAGCGAAGGGCCAAACCCCAAUGUUCCCUCGAAUCUACGGCCAUGAAGCUGGAGGGAUCGUGGAGAGCGUGGGCCCCGGAGUGACGGACCUGGCGCCGGGGGACAAAGUUCUGCCGGUGUUCACCGGGGAAUGCAGAGAGUGCCGUCACUGCAAGUCCGAAGAGAGCAAUAUGUGCGAUCUUCUCAGGAUCAACACCGACCGCGGAGUGAUGCUCGCCGACGGCAAGUCCAGGUUCACCAUCGACGGCAACCCGAUUUACCAUUUCUUGGGGACCUCUACCUUCAGCGAGUACACCGUUUGCCACGUUGGCAGUGUCGCGAAGAUCAAUCCCGACGCGCCUCUCGACAAAGUCUGCGUCCUCAGCUGCGGUAUCUCUACAGGUCUUGGAGCGACUUUGAACGUUGCAAAGCCAAAGAAGGGACAUUCAGUUGCCAUCUUUGGGCUAGGAGCAGUUGGCCUUGCUGCUGCUGAAGGUGCAAGGCUUUCUGGAGCUUCCAAGAUUAUUGGGGUAGAUUUGAACACCAGCAGAUUCGAGCAAGCCAAGAAGUUCGGUUGCACGGACUUUGUGAACCCGAAGGACCACGACAAGCCGGUUCAACAAGUGAUCGCUGAGAUGACCGGCGGAGGAGUCGAUCGCAGCGUGGAAUGCACAGGAAGCGUCCAGGCCAUGAUCUCUGCAUUCGAAUGCGUUCACGAUGGAUGGGGAGUUGCUGUGCUAGUCGGCGUCCCGAACAAGGACGACGCCUUCAAAACCCACCCGGUGAACUUCCUGAACGAGAGGACGCUGAAGGGGACCUUCUUCGGCAACUACAAGCCUCGGACCGACCUUCCUUCGGUGGUCGAGAAGUACAUGAACAAGGAGCUGGAAGUGGAGAAGUUCAUUACUCACUCGGUGCCCUUCUCCGAGAUAAACAAGGCCUUCGAGAUCAUGCUGAGGGGAGAAGGGCUGAGGUGUAUCAUUCGCAUGGAGGACUAGACAGGGACGAAGAACAGAGAACAGAGAACAGAGAGUCCAUUAAACAUUAAUAUGUGUUGUUAUUGUUGGAGUUCAACUGGUUGGUUUCUGGAUUUCUUUGUAUGUAUGGAGUGAUUCUGUCUUUUUAAGUACUCUUGUUACUGUUAUGCUUAGUGGACGUUUCUACACAUCUUUAAUUAUCGAAUAAGGAUGAUCUCUAGUGAGAGCGAGUUGGUGUCACAGGUUCUUGUGCAACCUCUCUUAUUCUUGAGUUAACAAUUUGUUCGUAAUGAAGUGAAAUCGUAGAGGGCUUACUGAUUCUUAUUCACCUCUUAGCUUAUAUGCUCAGCAAUGACCACUACAGGACACAAAGUGGUUCAUUGCUAGAGUUAAGUGUCUGUUCUUUAGCUUGAAGUAGAAACAAAUACAAAGCUUGGCUGAAAAGUAAAGUGUCCAUAGACAAAACGACUUCGUAUUAAAAGAGAGAAGUGCGCUGGGAUGAAACGGUGUGGUUUGGUCAUCUGUGUUGUUCUGCAUCUUCUCCCUCUCAACAAAUUGUGUUUUCAAUUUGAUUCAUGCCUAAGCUGUUAUGAGUAUCAAUGUAGAAAUAUACACAUCAUGUUAUUUUGCCCAACCAUGAGUUUUUGUGUAAGUAGUAGAAGGGAGGAUUUCAUGAUGUGUCGGUUUUGCGGCGUUUGAUCGUUACAACGAUAGCUUGUAAUCGUUUGGCUAGACAUUCACUAUUAGUAAAUGAAUCUUAAUUGUAAUUUUUGUUUCAUUCUAAAUAAAAAAAAAAGGCUUGGUUUUUGCCUUGUAUGUAGUAGCUGCCAAAUUGGAUAAGAACUUACUUACAUUUAUACCAAAAGAUUUCAGUAUUUCCAAUUUGGCAUACCACAUUUUUGGAAUUAAAUAUAAAAAAUGAGAAAACAACUUGUAAUCUCCAUAAAUGCAAAUAAUAUCCAACGAAUUAAGAUAUAUUUCCUUAACUUGAAAAAUGAGUUGGCAAAGGGAUUUUCUUCUUUGAGAUGUUUCAUGUUUGUUCUAUGGUCGAUUGUCUAUAUAAACCAACCACAACAACACAACAAUAUGGAAAAAAUCUCAAAGUACACAUGUUCUUAAAAAAAAAUUUCAAAAUACAUAAGUUAUAAAUUUUUUUUCCAAAGCUACACAUGUUUGGUAUUCACCGUUUUUGACAAACGCAGUGAAGACUAUCACCGCGUUUGACAAGCACGGUGAAUAAUUCACCGUUUUAAAUCAAAACGGUGAACCAAUCACCGCUUUAAAUUAAAACGGUGAAGAUAUCACCGUUUUAGGGCAAAACGGUGAAUACCUUCACCGUUUUAGGUUAAAACGGUGAGUAUUAGGCACGUUUUCAACCCCUGUUAGGUGAAAAUUAGGUAAGAGCUACCUAAUGUUCACCGUUUGAGACAAACGCGGUGAUGGUGUUCACCGUGUUUGACAAAAACGGUGAAGAUUAGGCAGGUUUUCCUAUAAAUACCAGGCCACCGGCAAUUAUAAAAACAAAACCACUCCCCCCCUCUUCAAAUUUCAGCAACCAAAAACCGAGCAUAAUACACAGGCGGGGAAUUUUUGGUAUGAUUUAUUUUUCGUAUUAUAGGUUAAUGAUGGGUUUUUAGUAGUUAUAGUAUGAUUUAAUUUUCAUAUUAUAGCCUAAUGAUGUUUUUAGUAGUUAUAUUGUUAUGUUAUGAAUUACUUAUCGUAGCAAUUGUAGUUGGGAGAAGGGGGGGGGGGGGGGGGGAAGGGAUCUGACGAAUUUAAUUUAUGGGAUACUUCACCACGUUUGUGGAACGCGGUGAAUACACCACGGAAGUCAAAGGCGGUGAUGGGGGCGACGUGGACCAGAUGUGAGGCGUCGGAUCUGGGAAGAAAACCACGAUCCGCGCCUCACCGCAUCUGACGGCCACGGUGAAAGGAAAAGCGACGUGGAUCGCUGACGCAAACAAACACGGGGUAUUCAC